CGAUUUGAGUGAUUUUUAUACCUCCGAAAUAGAAGAGCGCGCACCGGUAUAUUACUUCCGCUUGGAAACAAGAACGAACGAGAACGCUAAAACGUUGAUAGCUUGUCCAUUAAAGUCCACUUACAUAUAGAUAAAAGUAUGGAGGCAGCCCAGCUUUUCCAUGGUAAUACAAAAAAGCAUGACAUUCCACUGGACCACCUAGACUUCGGUUACAUUCAGGGAUGUAGUGAUGUAAAACAUAUAGAAAAAAUUCUUCGAGUUCUAAGAUCAAAAGAGGAAGGUUUUUAUCCUCAGCUUGAGAAAUGCUGUGAAGGAAGAUUAGAGGAGCUUCACCCAAAUAGCCGACUAUUAAGGAAGGAGAAUCCACUUUAUUCUAAAGGAGAUUUAGAUAGAAUGGAGAGGGAAGAACUUGAUCAGGAUCUCCAGAGCUGGGCUACUAAUAUGAAGAAUAUUGAGAGUAACUUUGAGGAACAAUCUGAAUUUAUGGACAAUGAUGAGGACGAUUUGCCACCUAUUCGAUCAGGAAAUAUAACACUCACUGCAGACGGAGCAAAGUCAGUAAAGCAGCAAACAACAAAUUCCAAGAAGAAACCCAUGCCUAGAGAGUACAGGGACUGGGAUAAAAUUGAUGUUGAAAAGGAGCUGGAGAAAAUAGACGAGCCUAAUAAGAAAACUAAAGAGAAAACGGUCAUAGGUAAUAGAGAGGUGACAAACAUUCCAGAUAAGAUUGAUGCUAAAGGUCUCUCAGACAGUGAGAAACUGUUGAAAGCAAAUCGAGAAAAAGAUAAAGGCAAUGAGGCAUUCAGGUCCAAUGAUUUUAAAGAGGCUAUUACCUACUACUCUAGAAGUAUAUCACUCCAGCCCACUGCAGCCUCCUAUAACAAUAGAGCUCUUGCUUAUUUAAAGACUUCUGAUUGGCAGAAAGCAAUAAAUGAUACAGACACUGUUCUAAAGCUGGAACCAGGCAAUGUGAAAGCUUUGUUGAGAAGAGGAACAGCAUAUAAAGGGCUGAAAAAAUUACAGAAAGCUAAAACGGACAUUGAAAAUGUGUUAGAGAUUGAACCAAAUAAUAAAAAAGCUCAGGAACUGUUACAAGAUAUAGAGAAAGAUACUAUAGAGAAGAAGAAGUCCGGGAGGAGAAUGGUAAUAGAGGAAGUGGAGGGCGAGGAAGAAGCUGAAACUGGUGACACAACUGAGAACUCUAAUGUGUCAUCACAGGGAGAUAACUCUAAAUUAGAAUCUGUGAAUAAAGAAAGUAAUGAAUCAAAAGAGAAUGGCACUGUUAAUAAUAGUGAUGAUAAAGUUGAUGAAAAACCAAAGAGAAGAAUGCAGAUUGUAGAAGUUGAUAGUGAAAGUGAUGAUGAUGAAGAGGAAGGUGAAGUGUUACUGAAUGGAAAUGCAUCAGAUGAUGAUGUAAACAUUCCUGAAGUGAAUAAUGGACCAGUAAAAGAUGAGCAGAUAGCGAACAAGGAUGAAGAUAUAAUAGAAAGUAAUAUCCAAUCUGAAGUGAAGGAAGAAAUGGAAGAAGCUACAGCUGAAGAUAAAGUUAGUGAAGAGACUGUUGAAGAUAUAGUAAAUGAAGUAAAGAAAGAUGAUGAUGCGGAUGAAGGUAGAAGCUCACCAGUAGCUGCAGCUGAAGUUAAAUCAGACACUGAUAGUGCUGAUGAAGAUGAAAAUACUGCCCAGUCUUCACCGUCAGAAGAAGACAAGAGUGUACCUAUACAUGACAUAAAGAGACCAGUAUUCUACAUGAAAGAAUUGCCACAGAAGAUAGCUGUGAUUAAAGAGGAGGCAACUACAUUAUUUAAAAGUGGACAAUAUGGCGAAGCUUGUCUUAAAUACAAUAAAUUGAUCAGUUCACUUGAAAAUGAUGAGACUCAGACUGUAAACCUGUCAUUGAUGUACAGUAAUCGUGCUGCCUGUCACUUGAAGACAGGAGAUCUUCCAGGAGCUGUAAAAGAUUGUAACUCUUCCCUAGAACUUAUACCACAUAGUGUUAAACCAUUGCUAAGGAGAGCAAUGGCAUAUGAACAUUUAGAAAGGUUCCGCCCAGCUUAUAUUGACUACAGACAUGUUCUACUGUUGGAUUCUAAAAUGGAUCAUGCUCAUUUAGGGACAAAAAGAUGUCAGGAAAUGUUGUUGCAGAAAGAUGGACCUAGAUGGCGAGAAAAAGUUCAUCUAACUAAAUUUUCACCAUUCGAGGUACCAGACAUCAUUGGUCUUGAUGGGAAAUCAACAUCUCAGCCAAUGUAUGCUCAACUACAAGCAGGCAGCCAAUCACAGCCCACCUGUAUAAAUAUGAACCAAUCACAAUCAACCUGUACCAGCCAAUCAAAAGAGAGUUCAUCUAGUCCAUCUAAGAAAACUGAAAUUAACAUACCUAUAACUAAACAAGAGAGUAAAAAAGUUCCAGAGUCAAAGAAAUUAACACCACAGGAGCAAUUUGAUGCAUUUAAGUUAGAAGGGAAUGAGAAAGUAAAACAGAGUAAAUUUAAGGAGGCAAUAGAAUGUUAUAAUAAAUGUGAGGAUGUAAUGCCAGGUCAGGUUGCUGUCUAUACUAACCGAGCUUUGUGUUUUAUUAGAACCAAUCAGGGAAAGAAGGCUGAGGAAGAUUGCAGUAAGGCACUGGGGAUAGAGAAAGAUAAUGUGAAGGCUUUGUUUAGGAGGGCUCAGGCUAGAAAGAUGUUAAAACAGUAUAGGGAAGGCAUCGAGGACCUUAAACAUUUACUUCAAGUUGAUCCCAAAAAUACGGCAGCAAAGAAGGAAAUGGAACUUCUGAAAAACUACUGGAGAGAGGAAUUGGAGAACAUGAAGAAAAACAUUGGCAAUUUAAAAAAGCACAAAGAAGAAUUGACCGACCAUGUUACUGGUGCCUGCUCUAGUAAACCUGAGACUAGUUCCCAGUCUAGUAAAGCAAAGCCUAGAUCCCAGUCUGGUAAAUCAAAACCUGGUUCUCAGUCUGGUAAAGGAAAGACUGAUUCACAAAGUACUACAGCAAAGACCAGUUCAUCAGCAGAUAAAGGAAAGACUGGAAAAGAAAGAAAGCGUAUGGUAAUACAGGAAGUUGAUAGUGAAGAGGAAAGUAUUCCAGAAAUAUUUCUUUUUUCAUAUAAUGGAUAUGUUAAUUCAAGUGCUUUUAUUAUAACAUUAACAGAGAUAUCAAGCAAAAGUUCAGAGUCCAAGCCCAGUGUUAAAGGACAAGACUCUAAACCUAAAGUUGAAGUUAUAAACUCUGAAACAAAUGAAGCAAAAUCAAAACCAGUCAAAAAACAAAAAGACAGUAGUAAACCAGUCAAUUCUCAGUCUGGUUCUAGCAAAAAAGAUACAAAAUCCAGUCAAAAGAAGUCAACAAUAAAGGAAACCAGUCAAGGUUUACCUAGUGUACCACAGACAGCACCUAAACUAGACAAAGCCACGCCAUAUGAGUUUAUAUCAGCUUGGAAUGCCCUAAAGAAAGCAGAGAAUGUGAAGCCAUAUUAUGAUCUACUGAAACAAAUUAAACCUAGUGAUAUUAAAACUGUGAUAUCAAACAAACUAGAUGGGAAUAUGCUCAAUACAAUAACAAGAUGUGUGUCGGAACACUAUUUGCCAAAUGGAGAGGUAGAUACUAGCUAUGAAUUGCUGAAAAAUCUUUCCACUGUGCCCAGAUUUGGAACUGUGUCAAUGUUUAUGUCACAGAAAGAAAAGAACGAUGUUAAAUCAGUUAUGACAGAACUGGAAUCUCAUCCGUCCAAGACAUACAGCCAAGAGGACAUAAAUAAGCUUAAAAAAGAAUACAGUGUCUAACAAAUUAACCUUGAAGAAUUUAUAACCUGUUACAAGUAUGGAGUGCUGAUGUACUCAGAUAAUAGGACUUUUUAGCAGAAGAUAAUGAACCAAAGUAUUAGAGAAUCAGUAUUUUUUCUCAGUAAAUUACAUUUGUAUCAGGUUAUUUCACAGUGUACCAACAACCCCACUCGGACACGACAGAUGUCCGGAUCUAAACCAUUAUAGACAAGUAUCCAGAGUAUAGUUUGAUACGGUUUUUCAGUUUGGGUACAAGCCCAAUGGUACAAAUCCAAAUAUGUCUUGCACUGUACAGAAUUCUGUUCAAAGACCAUUUAAUUCUAAAUCUGAUUUACAUUUUUUUCAGUACUUUUUGCAUACAUAUGCACAUAAAUAUUGGUCUUUAUUUGUGUGACUUUUGUGAUGAAAUAGGCAUACAUUUAGGGGGAAAAUGACAUUAAGGUUUUAGAUUGUACUUGUAGACAUAAUGAACCUUUGAUUUUAGAAGUUCCACCUUUAUACGGUUCCUCUAUAUCUAAUAAGUAAUACUGUAUCUAAAUUCUCUAAUGUUUUUGUUAAACAUAUGCCUCCAUGUUAAUUGAUAGACAUAUUGAAACAUAACCUUGACUGCCUGUUAUGACUUUAAUGUUCAAAAUAAUAUUUAAGUAAGGAAAUUUUACUGUUACUAAUUUAUAUUUGUAUUUAUUAAGAGUAGGAAUGGGGAAAAAAUUGUGUUUUAGAACAAAUUUGUCGACUGCCUUGGUUUUCAUUAAAGUAUUUGUACUGUAAAUGAUGUUAUUUAAACCAGAUAUUGAUGUAUUCUCGUGCUAUUCUUUAUGCAGAAACUACUGUUCACCUGAUUAUUGUUCAUGUUUUUCUGGAGAUGAUAUACAGUAAACUUUGUUUUGUUUUCUUUCAUGAAUUCUUUAUGUUUAUGCCAAAACACUUUUGUAUUUUAAAUGAAAAUUAAACUGUAGAUUUAAGGUUUGUUAUACUUUCUUUUUGACUAUUUAUGAUUGUUUAAGAUGAAUCCUAAUGUGUUUCUUGUUAUUUAUUGUGGUUGUGUUCAUGAGGUAUUGAUAGCCUGUGCAGUUCUCUUACUCUGUAAAAAAUGAUAUGGCACACAUAUGCAUAUUUAUUGAGUUUACUUCACAUUUAUUACCGGUAUACAAACAUAGCAUAAUGUCAUGUUAAAGGUUAGCAUUAAAGUACAUGUUUAAGCGUGUCAGUUACAGAGUGGUUCUUUAUAAACUGUUAUUAUUUUGGUCACAUGAUAAAUAGAAUAUAAUGUUUGUUUAAGUUGAUGACUACAUUUAUUGAAUUGAGCCAUAGACUCGCAUAUAUCAUUACAAUGUAUUUAACUCGUUAAAUAAAUUCAGUAUAGAACCUAUACUUGUUACAUAUCCUGUAUGUCUCACAGUCUGGAACAUAAUGUUACUUCAGAGUCCCAUGAUGUACAAUUUAAUUAGAAGCUCUCUGGUGGGUUAUUAUAUAUAACUUGUAAAAACUAGAACAUCUCUUGUAGCUUUGUAUUCAAUUAUUUGCCUGCUGGAGGCAACAGUUUCCUCCCAUGUGACAAGUGCAGACCAAUAUUGGUUAGCAUGGAUUAUUCAGUCUGUAUUCAAUUUUAGACUUUCCUAAAAAAUGAUAAAAGGAUUCACUCCAGUAUGAAUAAUGGAGAAGUCCAUUUGAAAUAUUAGCAUGACACAGGUUAUCUCCUCAAUCUUGAAAAAAUAUACAAUCUUCAUAUACUUGUUUUCUAUGGAGUGGACUUUUUAAACUGAUGUAGGGAAUAUGUUAUGACACUGAGGUAGAAAUAUCUUUCUCAAAACCAAGGGUACACUUUAUUGAUAUUGAAAUGAUUAACAUGAACUUCAGAGAUUUUGAGAUUUCAUUGAAUAAUUUAUCACUUUUUUGAUACUCCUUAUACUUUGAUUGAUUUAUACUUGCAUUUGGGGUUUUAAUUUUUAAACAUAAAGCAUAAUACAUGAAUCGAGUGUUAUAUUUAAGUGAUAUACAUAUAUGGUGAUGAUAUGAGGUUAUUAUAAUAUUGAAUUCUACUGGACAAGACAUAAGUCGAGUCUGAUACAGUUUUGUAGCUGUGAACAAGUCCAUGUAUACAUGGUUGUAUUUGAUAAGGUGUGAUAUAAAAGUAGAUCUGAAAACAGUUGAAAGGUGCUUAUACAGUUCUUAGCUUGAUUAUUUAGAGAAUGGUGAAACUAUCCUCGCACAUUGCAAGCAUUACACUUGGUUCCAGUUUUGCAUUCAACUUCAUAUUUUAUAAACCACUGAAGGUUUUUAUUUGAAACCUUGAAUAUGUCUUUUAGUGCCUAAUAGUAAGUCACUCUCAAAGACCUGUAGCUCUUGCAUUGAUUUUGACUGGAUUAUGCCCUUUGUGAUAAAUCCUGUAUUGAUAAUUUCACUUGCUUUACAAUCAUACACAGAGAAUGGUUGAGCUUUGAUAUCAGUCAGGCAGCACUUAUUAUAAUGGGUAAAUAUUUUGUAUGAUUUAUAAAAUAUUGGAUUGUUAAAAAUCUUGUGUUUUUUUUCCUUCAAGCUGUAUCUUAUAAAUUAUGAUAACUUGAUUUUGUUUAUUGUGACAGUACAUUAAAUGUAUCCAAGGAGAUCAUUAAAAUUAAGCUUUUCUGAACAAAAUUUUGAUGUCUUAGUGUUUAUAAAAUCUGAUUAAUUAUUUGCAUAAUAUUUUUUUUCUGUUUGUUUAACGCUUUGUUUUUCUUUUAUUGUUAUAAUUUCUAUAUAAGACUUGUAGAUACAAAGAAAAAAUAUAUAUAAUUGCUCUUAAAGUUUUUGUUAUUGAGUUUUUGAUUUAUGAAUUUUAUGUUUAAGUUUAAAGUGUUCUUGUAGAUUAAAAUGGUUGUGUUGACUGCAUAAUUUUAUGGAGCAAAUUUAACUUAUAUGAUAUGUUUUAUGGGAAGAUGAAUAAAAACAGGAAUGAGUGAGUUCUUGUAAUGUAAAUUUUAUUGUUGUAAAUGGAUGUAUUGAAUUGUUUGAUUUUUGCUGCAACAUUGUUUUAUUAAUCCAGGAUAGAUCUUAUGUCAGUAAGUCACUUGACAAAGUGAAGCAAUAAAAAUGUCUUGCAAAUA
Ruditapes philippinarum (Manila clam) is the source of this 6869-nucleotide messenger RNA. Its product is annotated as sperm-associated antigen 1-like. The transcript has 23 exons. NCBI's taxonomy places the organism in Eukaryota, Metazoa, Mollusca, Bivalvia, Venerida, Veneridae. The coding region runs from base 139 to 3786 and encodes 1215 amino acids. The record is from RefSeq and is a predicted model, not a curated record. Gene Ontology annotation, molecular function: heat shock protein binding. Gene Ontology annotation, cellular component: cytosol; mitochondrion.